UUAAUAUUUUCAGGCAUGCAAUUGGGUCUAUGGACUUUGAUUGCCCUCAUAGCUGGAGCUGUGGGAAGAAACUUCAUUUUCUAUGUUGAUGUCAGAUGGGAUCUAAGAUCUCGUUUUAAUCUCUUUGUGCAGGAUGAAUCAAUACCUUUCAACCAUGGUCUCCGAUUAGUCCCAGCAAUAUAUAUUGCAAGAGACAAGAUUAAGAAGGGUUUACGGUUAUGGUCAAGUUCUCCCAGAGUGCAUGCCGGUUUAGUAAAAAACGAUUUCUAUCAGUCCAACGCAGAGUAUGUUGCAAAUUGCAAAGGAAUUAAUGGCUCUGAGUCUGGUUCCAACUGCUUUGUAAAUUCUAAUUAUGACAUCGGAUUUUGUUCUCCAAGUGGCCUUGAACCUAGCAACGACCCUGCUAUAGUUGCUGGUCUUCACUGUAAAAACAAUCCUCCAGAAGGGCACAUUCUUUCGUUUAGAGAUAAUAGCGAUACGAAAUCGUUAAGCAUCCCUUUACUUAAGAAAGGAGAGAAUAUACAUUUCAUUUUGCCCGAUGGUACCGGUUUAACGUCUGACCAGAAAGUUGACUUCCUCGAGAAAUUUGGUGGUGUAAGUGGGAAAUCCUCAUCAUUGGGAAAGCUGAACGAUAGAAUCCAAUAUAUCGCUAAUCUAUUUGGAGACGAUUUCGCUGGAAUAAUUGGAUCAACUGAGAAUGCUUACUAUACGUCUAUAAUAGCAAAGAGCUUAAAUGUCCUAAAUAUAGUGCCAGCAGUUUCAGAGAAAGUAAACGAAGGUAUAUGGCCACAAAGUAGCUCUGAUAAACUCUCGCCUGGUUUUAUGGAUGCUACCCUCGUCCUUGGACAUGAAGACUGGAUGAUCGUUGAACAGCUUGCUUACAUAAUAAUCAAGACUGGCUGGGACAUUGGAGCCGUGGCCAUAAUUACUGAAACUGGAUACAGUGAACGUUGGGCUAUAGCUAUUAAAAAUAAUCUUAAUGUGGAACUGGUCAAACGAAAUAAAGAUCCUGUGAAUAUCACGGUUAAGAAAAGCACUGCAGCAGAUCUUUACGUAUUGAAAGGAUUUAGAAAUUUGGUUACUUCAGUAGAAAACUUAUCGAAAACAUACAGAAGUGCACGUCUUUACGUUGUCAUCGGUAAACCUAUGUUUAUGCGUUACAUGUUGAGAGAGUUGAGACAAAGCUUGAAAUUUAAGACGAAAGGUACAAAUAAAAAUGGUGUCGUCCUCAUCCCAGAAACAGGUGCACCGUGCCCGGAUUUGAUUUACCCCUCUAGAAAGGCCCGAAAAGUCUUUAAAGUUCAGCACUUCAGCAGAUAUGCCUUCUUUAAGGAGUACGAUGAAAUUACUGCGCGGUUGGUUCUUGAGGGUUGCUUCGCGAUAUGCCACAAUUCUCAUAACCGAGGACCAUGGAAAUGGUCAAAGUCGACUAACAUGUCCACCGACGGAAGUAACGGAGUUGACAAACUACGAUGGAAGUUGGAUCCUCUUUCUUUGAACACCAGAACUGAAUAUGAUCCAGAAAUCGGUGAAGAAAGCUACAAUGAUAAUAGAAAAUAUGCCACCAGAGAGGAAGAAAUAGAUAUGGAAAGAUGGAAUACGUUUGAGAGAGAUUGGCUAGCGUUCUACAGAAUUAAGUAUAAAGAUGGUUACACGAUGGGUAAACUAAAGCGUAUGAGAUAUAGAGCAACUGCUCUGGCUUCAUUUGCACACGACUCCGUCAUAUGGGGAAUGUUCGCUGCUGUUUUGAACAGAUCAAACCCCGAGCUGUUUGUCUCGGAGUCCGGAGAGUACACCCUGAUGAACUUGUUCGGUGAUGGAUCUACUCAUUCUGAUACAAACAGCCAACCCGCUGCUGAUAUGACACGAAUAGGAUGGCCAGGAAUGUUUGGAUAUGAUGUCCCGAAUGUGGAGAGUUACAACGAGACACAUUGGAAAACAAAAUAUAAGGUCCUUGUUAACGAUGGCCCUUGGCACGAUUAUGUUAACCGUUACACCUUCAAAGACAACAGGCCGUUUGGUGCCGUACCGUGGACUAUAAAAAUGUAUCUCGAUGGAAAAUGGCAUAGGUAUGCCGGAAUGAUGCCGCAUCGGAGAACAGCCGAAAAUGACGAUCUGAUGUACGAGAGAACCGCAGACUCCAACGCCAAUAUUUCCAAGACCGACCUGCACGGAAACCCUAUAACACUCGGAGUACCGAUAUACGAUGAUUUUAAGUUUCUGCGGUACUUUAAUAGCAGCUAUCAUGACUAUGCAGAUGUUAAGGAACCUAAAUGUAGCUAUAAUUCUCUCAAAUGUGCCAAGGAGAAUUUCUUCAAGUCCUUUUUCCCGGUGUUAGUGGUUGUUUUAGUGUUGAUCUGUAUCCCUCUUGCUGAUGUCAUAUACUUUGGAAGAAAACGCCGGCAAUUCCAAAGGGAUUGUAAUGCCAUGCAUUGGAAGCUUAAUCCUGAUGAUGUCGACAUAGUUUUCAAGGCACCUGGACAGGGAAUAAGAUCAUCAAUGAUGGGCACUACUGCUGUGGGUGGCACUACUGCUGGGGGUGGCACCACUUUUGGAGGGGGCAACACCUUUGGAGGGGGCACCACCUUUGGUGGGGGCACAACCAUUGGAGGACAAACAACAGGUGGAGGGGGGAUGAAUGCAACACUUGGAACAAUGAUUACAAUGACAUCACUUGGGAUAGAAUCCAGUUCAGAAGGUGGAGGAGGAAAGCAACAAGUAUUCGCUGACAUAGCUGUAAUGAAAAACAUAAGAUGGGCUUUGAAACCGCUGGAAGAAUUCGCGAAUGGAAUGAUCAAAGAUCCAACCAGAGAUUUCAAAAUCGAAAUGAAAAAGAUGUACGAUGAAAUGAUCCACGGUAACGUGGUCCAGUUUGGGGGCCUCGUCUGGAAUUCACAACUAAACAAUGCUGUAGUCUUCACUGAAUACUGUUCCAAAGGAUCCCUUUCGGAUGUGUUAGAAGAUUCGAGCUCAAAGCUGGACCUGAACUUCAGAUUGAGUUUCGUGGUGGACAUUAUCAACGGAAUGGACUACUUACAUAACUUCACCGAAAUGCUUUCUCAUGGGUACCUCAAGUCCACGAACAUUCUCAUCACCGGCUCUUUUACCGCAAAGAUAGCUGACUUCGGAUCUCUGAUGAGGACCAAUGACAAGCAGAAAGUGGGCAACCUAGAGUACAUCAGUAGACAAAUCAGAUCUGUGUGGACUGCACCUGAAAUUCUCAGAGAUGAAGAGAAAUUGAAUGAGUUAAAAGGAACAAGAGAAGGGGACGUCUACAGCUUUGGAAUUGUGUGUCACGAGAUCAUUGAUUGUUCUGGCCCAUUCAAUUCUCAUGACGACAAUGGCAUCGGAGCUGAUGAGAUCGUGCAUAUGGUGAAGGGGGCAAAAACGAAGACCUUCAGGCCAGCUUUCAGUGGAAUUAAAAAUAAUGACAGAGAGAUAUACGUGAUGAACAUGGCUCGGGAAUGUUGGACUGAGAAUCCUAAUGAUCGGCCUACUUUUGAGCAUUUGAGAAUGUCUUGUGUUCCUAAAAUUGAAGACGGCUCGAUGACAUUGGGACAGUGCAUUUUGCUGCAGUUCAAAGAGAUGGUUUCGGAAAAAGAAAAGGAAAUAAAAUCGUUUGACUCUGAAAUACAAACGAAAAAGGGCGUUUUCAGCGAGAUGCAGCGCCAGUUAUUACCGCCACACGUUUUGAACCAGUUAAUGGUAGGACAAGCAACCGAGCCCCACCUACUGAAAUCUACUUCCGUUCUUAGUCUAGAAAUUACAGGCACUUGCAAUGCUGAGAUGCUAAAAGCUAUUGAAGGUGACCGUGAGAAUAUAUGGAAUUCCAUCGAACAGAUCCAAGAAACUGUCCUUGGAUUAUCUCUCGACUAUCCAGAUCUCUUCUGUGUGGUGACAUCAGCUAACUUUUUCGUUAUCCUUGCAAACGGUUCCGAGCAAAGUGCCAAGUCUCAGGCCACUGAUCUGCUGAAACUCUGUAAAGGAGUACAAAGCUUCAUUGAGUUGCUGGAGUUACCUUUCUUUAAACUUAACAUCCGAGCUGGUAUAGAUUCAGGCCCUAGCGCUGUUGGCCUGGUGGGUGCUAAAUUCCGAAGUUUCCAGUUGUACGGUGAAACCUAUCAGAACGCAGAAAAACUCAGAUCUGAAGCAGUUGAGGGCGUGUGCAAUGUGACUGAAAACACGCUAAAGAUGAUGGGAGGCUUUGCUGAAAAAUUCGAGAAUAUUCGAUCUGUCAAGUCACUACCUAACGUGAAGAUCUACGCCACAAAUCUGGCAUCUUGAAACGAUUGAUAGGAACAGCGUUCAGAGCAUUUCUACUACUACUAGUGAUCUCUACUAUCUCUAGUGGGUGACUCAGCUUAAAGUCAAACUUAAAGUGAACUGGAAAGCCGAUUAUACUUAUAGCCUUUGAUUGAUUAUUAUGAUAAUUUUCAAUAAAAGUUGAGCUACGAAUUCUUGCUAAUUUUAGUGUCAGUACGAAGAAAUUCGGUAGAUAGUUAUUGUCAACCAAUACACAAUCACCAAGCAUAUUUUGCUUUCGCUAUUUUAUCUAACCGUUUGAUUUGCGUUAUUUUAAUUUUCCACAUGUAAAAAUAAAUUAAUGAUUAGGUUAUAUGUGACCCUGAACCCCUGGAUUGAAGUUGCUCUGUUUAGUUUUAAAAAUAUAAAAUAAUUCAUCGCGAUAGUGCUACAACUGCUUAAUAAUAAUGUUAGUUUUUGGAAACCAUCAAAGUAAAAUGUGCUGAUAUUAGUAUUUUAAUUAUUUAUUUAUUUAUCUAAUUUGUUUCAUAUUGAUUGUUAUAUUUGAAUACAACUUACAUUAACUUAUGUUUCACUCUCAACUGUUUUCGUAGAUCCACCGCUGCCAAUUG
Bolinopsis microptera is the source of this 4874-nucleotide messenger RNA. RefSeq lists its product as uncharacterized. The transcript is spliced from 27 exons. NCBI's taxonomy places the organism in Eukaryota, Metazoa, Ctenophora, Tentaculata, Lobata, Bolinopsidae. Gene Ontology annotation, biological process: cGMP biosynthetic process; protein phosphorylation; receptor guanylyl cyclase signaling pathway. Gene Ontology annotation, molecular function: adenylate cyclase activity; guanylate cyclase activity; protein kinase activity. The coding region runs from base 16 to 4284 and encodes 1422 amino acids. Gene Ontology annotation, cellular component: plasma membrane. The record is from RefSeq and is a predicted model, not a curated record.